CUGGUGUCGCAGAAGAAGCCAACGUCAUCGGCGGCGGGUCACUGCGCAUCCAAUUUAAGAAUGCCACUCUCGCAAUUUGUCACCACUUCCUCCUCCUCUCCAUCAGUAUAAAUAUUGCGUUCAUCUUCGAUCGCCCCCGUCUGCUCUCAGCACUCACGGAUUGCCAAUUUCACCUUGCUACGGAUCCACACUCGUUCUGUUCCUUGAAGACUGGCUUCCUGUCAGCCUGCUGAUGUAUACCCGAUAUCUGCCUAGUUCGCAUCGUUUCUGCCACUUGUCGACAUCAAUCUAAUAGCCAGAAGGGCUGGGCAAUACGCGGAUUGGACACCUUUAUUCUCUGUCUUCCCCUUUCUGCAACUCGAGUCUACAUGCGUAUAGACUGAGCUCAAAACAAUACGGGAAAUGGCUUCAGUCUCGUCGUUGGAUAAGGACUUGCGCAAUCUGCGCCUGUCUAAAUAUACCCCGGAUGCUGCGGCUGAAGUCAGGAAUUGGAUUGAAGAAACGCUUCGUGAGAGGCUGCCUCCCGGCGAUCUGAUUGAUGCUUUGAAGGAUGGAGUUGCCUUGUGCAAACUAGUGAACCUUGCUGUUUCACCUGGAGUCAAGUAUAAACAAUCGUCAAUGCCAUUUGUGCAAAUGGAGAACAUAUCCAACUUCCUUCGAGCCUGUCAAAUCCCUCCGCUCAGCCUUCCGCCUCACGACGUUUUCCUUACGGUCGAUCUCUACGAAUCCAAAGAUCCCCUGCAGGUGUUGCAAUGUAUUGCGGCAUUUAGCAGAAGGGCAAAUGCCCUUAAACCUAGCAGGUUCCCUCGCACAAUUGGCGUAAAAAGCAAGGGCGGUUUCAUAGGCACCGAUAUUACGGGCUCUAGCGCAACUUCAACAUUAUCUGGUUCUUCUGCUACCAAGAAAUCCCCAAAGGCUCCCGUUAGUACUUGGAGUAAGCCGUCGGAUGAGUAUACGACGAUGCCCGCCUGGAAUAUCCACCAAUAUGGCUACAUGGGCGGCGCAACUCAAGGGAAUCAAGGUGUCACUUUUGGGGCCCGUCGACAGAUCACCUCUGCUGCGCCGAGAGUUCCCAGUUUGGCAGAAAAAGAGAACCGCAGGCGGGAAGAAGAAGCAAGGCGACGCUUGGAAGCUGAAGAGGCUGAACAGGCACGGCAGAGAGAACGGGAGGAGGAAGAGAAACAUGCCAAAGCGGAGGAGGAGCGCCUAUGGGCCGAACAGACAGCUCAUUUAAGGGAAAAAGAGCGCCGUGAGAUGGAGGAAGAAAGCAAGCGAUGGGCCGAGGAACAACGCAGGUGGGAGGAAGACGAGCAGCGUCGAGUUGCCGAAGAAAAAGCAGUUGAGGAAAGGCUGGAAAAUGAAAGGAAACAAAGCCGAGGCAUUAGUGAUGCUCGCCUCAAUGGCCAGUUCCUCAGUCAAUAUCGCGCCAGCCAAACGACGUCUCCGAGCAUAUCGCUGGCCGAGUCCAAGGAGAAACAGCGCAUCAAGGAACUUGAGCGCGAGCUCGAACUUGCAAAGGAGCGAGAACGUGAGUUCGAGCUCCAGCGACAGGGACUCCAUGAGAAAGAGAACCGCAGCCCCAGUCGUCCGCGACCAGUACCUGCUAAACCAAGCUAUGACCUAUCCUCCCUUGAGGAAGAACGGCGACUUCUUCGGGGGGAAUGGCAGAAGCACCAGGACGCGAACGUUGCCUCUGAGCCAGCUGCUCCGCCUAAACCACCUCGUCCUCUCCCCGACCCGACUGAAGUUCCCCCUCCUAAGCCGCCCCGACCACUACCGGAGCCUACGUCGCCGCGGCCGCUCCCAGACCCAGCAGAAUACGCCAGUAGAGGCCGAGAGAACCGCGUGGACCGCUUCCUCUCAUCAAACCCUGCCCCGGCGCCAGCGAAACCGGCCACCCACCGUCCACAGGAUUACUCGACGACAGCCGAAGUCGACAGGGAGAAUGAACGCCGAAUAGCAUCUCAACAGAAGACCCGUGCAGGAGGAUGGGCAUCUAAAUCCCUUCUUGAGCGCGAAAUGGAACGCGAACGUGAACGCCAGCGCGAAUGGGAGGAGAACCAAAAACAGGUCAAGGCGGCCGCGGCAAAAGGUCUCAAGGAUCCCAUAGGCACAGGUCCUGGCGGAGGAGCCUGGGAUGUCCACCAAUAUGGCUAUCUUGGCGGCGACAAUCAGAAUCGAGGUGGUCCUGGACUGGGAUUUGGAGUGAAGCGCCAGAUUAUUGGGCCUAAGCCUCCACUCUAGGGAUGGGCUCUUCCAAGUUCAGUCGAUAUCACAGCAUGUGAUCCUUGUUGCUUAUUUUCUGUAGCCAUAGCUGUUUAUUCGCCUUCACUUUGUCUUUCUUGCCUUUUUGACUUUCUAUGAUGAUUCCCCCGUUUCCCCCCUUAUGUGUUGACGUCAUCUUUUAUUUCUUGCUGUUCUUUGUAUCGUCUUGUCAGUCUUCUCGUUUAUUCCAUUCUCCAUAAAUGGCAAGGUGGUAGGUAGAUAUUUUAGAUACUGACGUACGUACGAGAAUGCAUGUCUAGCCAUAUGAAGAGAGUCAUAGACAAAGAAACUGAAUGGAUAUAUCUGGUAUCUUUUCAACAGCGAG
Molecule: messenger RNA, 2590 nt
Organism: Monascus purpureus
Lineage: Eukaryota; Fungi; Ascomycota; Eurotiomycetes; Eurotiales; Aspergillaceae
Source: the annotation of a GenBank genome assembly